AUCUUCCCGUCUGCUGUGUUUCAGCUCUUGGCAAGAUGCAUUUGCCUCCUGCUUGCUGGGAGCUGCUGUGGCCCAGGGCCAGCACAGACUGGGCUGGGUGGGCCAGGCAGUGUGGUGGAGAGUCUUGGCUGAUCUUGGUGUGUGCCUGGCCUCAGAAAAGGCUUGGAAGAUUUGCCUGCCGAGGUGUCCUGCUCCUUGGCUCUCCCUGUGCAUCUUGGAGAGCACAAGGGAGGCAUUUCUGGCAGCUGGGCAUCAGCAGGCCUUCAAAUGGGGGCGUGUUGUGGAGCGAGCGCAGCUGAGAUACCCUGAGAGGAGCCCAGGGCUCCUUGCUCCUCUCUGCUGGCCCGUGAGUGUCUGUCUGCUCUCGGGAUGGCCCUGGCUGUGUCACGGGUGCUGCGUGGACACGAGACAGCCGCUCCUGUCCCGCUGGGUCCCAGCAGCGCCUGGCAGCCAUCCUGCAUCCACGUCAGGAUGCUGGCCAAGAGAGGCUCUGGAAGCUGAGGCAGCUGAUUUUAAGCUUCUGCAGGUGCCAACAGGUCAAGGCCAACAGUGUUCCCUCAGGAUACAGCAUUCCUGAGGGGCUUCCCCAGAGCUGCCUGAUGCCACCCACUCCUUGUGGCACCAGUUGCUUUCCUGUGGAAGGUUCUACCUUCCCCAAGAGCACAGAAGGAGCUGGAGAAAGAGCUGGCCAGGCUGCUCUUGAUCCUUUACCAGCAGCCCUGGGUGAGCAGAGUAAUCCCAGCUGAGCGCAGAUGUGCCAAUGGAAGAGCCGUGCAUGGGAAGGCUCGGUGGGAAGGAUGAUCCAGGAUCCAUAGGCCUGGCAGCCUGAGCUUGCUGCCGGGGAAGGCCUUGGAGCAGAUCCUCCUGAGUGCCAUCCCACAGCACGUGCAGGGAACCAGGGGGUCUGCUGGAGGGAGGGAAACUCUGCGGAGGGACAGGGACAGCUGAGGGUCCUGGCGGGAAGUUGAGGGCUUCUUUGUGGUGUUUGCAGGGUGUUGGUGUUGGACGUGCGCUGGGGAAGGAGUUGUCUGGGAGGUGAGAGGUCUGGGCUGGAAUUUGAGUCUGUUUUAAGGCAGCAUCUGUGGUUUGGCACAGCCUUGCUCAUGGGUCUCAGAAAGAAUAUCCGUGACUGUUUGUGUUCAUGGUCCUGAUUGUGCUGCAGGGAACAAGAGGGGAGAGCUGUACUUUAUUGGCCACUUAGAUCUCUAUACCGGGGCAGGGUUAACCAUUUUGCCAUCUACUCAUUGUUGCCAGCAGUUGCUCCAGGUGCUCCUGCCAACAGCCCCUGCAGGCAGGAGCACAGCCCCCAGUGCACGUGGGUUUGGCUCCCUCUGGCACAGAAGCCCCCCAGGGGCUCAGAUCUGUGGGGCAGGAGACGGGCACCAGCCCUGCCAGGGCUCGGGGGCUGGCAGGUCUGCCUGGGUGGGGACUCUGCCACAGCUGCUGGUGUCAGCGCUCCCCGGGCCCCAGGGCUCAGAGCAGCAUUCGUGCCCUGGCCCACAGUUCCUUGUGUGUGCCACACCCGCGGGUUUAGGGUGGCCACGGGCUGGGAUGCGUCCCGAGGAGGCUGUGGCAGCUUCCAUGGAAGGUUCUGUGCCCUUCCCAGCGCAGCUGUGUCGGCAACCCUGGGAGCUCCUUCUGCUGCCCUGAGCCCGCAGAGCCGGGCAGCGUUUGCUGAUGGUCUGAGCCGUUCCUAAAGAUCCUGUCGGGCUGUCUCAGACACUUGGGGCCAGGGAUUCCUUCCAACCUGGGCCACUUUGGCUGGGCAGGGGGUGGCCCCAGGGCAGGUGGCAGUGUGUGCAAGGCCCCUUUGUGACAUGGUGCAGCAUGGUUACUAUGGCAUAGAACGGGACAGGAUGGCCUUUGUGACACGUGCUGACAUAGGAGCUGGCACUAACCAGAGCACGCCACUCUGCUCAGAGCAGGCGACCGGACAGGACGGGACAGAGCGGUGCCGUGAGGAGCCCCCGCACAGCGCGCUCGUUCGUGCCUGACCCGGAGCUUUUCCGAGGCAUUAUUCCUACAGGUGACCUCGUGGCAAGACCACAGGACUUGGCAGCCCGUGGCCUUCCCGAGGCUUCUCUUUUGUAGGUGCCCUUGAGGACUUGUUGACUUGGAGCUUUCCCAAGCCAUCUCUCUUUCAGGUGCCCUCGAUACCAGACUCUGGCAUGGCAGGCAGAUUUCUCGGCUUGUUUAGAGUGUUCAGGGGGAAGAAAAAGAAAAGCCCUGAAGCUGCUCCACCACAACAGCGUGAAAACCUGGAGCAGUUCCAGCCACCGGAGGACGAUGCAGCCCUGGACCGCACACAAGAGAAGAAACCUGCCCGUGGCCGUUUCCGCAAAACCCUGAAGAUGUUCUGGAAGUUCCCGUGCAUUCGACGUAGAAAGACCGGCAGCGCAGCAGCUGAGGGCCCGGCCGAGCCUGGCUCGGGGCUGACCGAGCUCCAGGCUGAGCCUGAUGUCAGCCCAGAUUUGCCUGAGCGCUCAGAGAACUCUGACACCUCAGUGACUGAAACUCGGACAAAGAUUCUUCUCACAUCAAUGACUGAGGAUGUGGACAUCACAAACGCCAAAACCAGAGACACUCAGGGCAUCGCAAAUACUGACACCAUGCCCUCUCCAACUCUGAGUCAGGAACUCAUAUUCGACUAUUUCAAGGACCCUUGUGUUCCUUCUCAGCAGCAGGUGCCAGCCAAGGUGAAGAACAUCCACCAGCGUCUCAUGUCCCAAGUCACUGUGGAUGUCUGGCUGAAGACUGACAUUUUGAGGCUGGCUGAAGAACACCCUGCUGACCUGGUGCUGACCCUCCUGCGCUGUGCCCCAGCGUGUGACAGAGCCGCUGCAAUGAUGUGGAGAACCAUAGGCUCAUCGAGUCCCACCGUGGAAAAGGUGCUGCCAACGCUGCUCUGUGUGAUGGAGAACUGGCCUCUGCACAGCAUGUGCACCUCUGAUGGGGACAACGAGGAAGUCUUUGCCCUGGCUGCAACUCUGGGUCUCUGGGUGAUUCUCCAGGUGCCUGAGUGCCAGGAGGCGAUAAACCUUUAUUCCCCCCGCCUGUUUGUGGCUCUGCUCUUCCAUCUUGUCAUCACCACACAGCAGAUACCAUCAGAGGAAGUUGCUACAUUCUGGAGAGCAUGCUGGCAGGCACACCACCUUCACUGCAAGCCCAACAGGUUUGCAGUGCAGACCAUGAAGGCUCUGCUCUGCCGACUGCAGUGGGACCAUGUGGUGCUGGCUAUGGAGCGCAAGCGUGACUGGGACAUGCUGCUGCGUGCUGACACCCAGCACGUUGCUGUGGGCCUGCUGGCCAGGGUGUUGUGCCAUGUCUUGGACCCCUUCUGUUCCCGCAUUGCAUUCCGCCUGCUCCGGCCACAGAGCAGGGAAGAGCCGUGCUGGGAUCUGCCCUCCCUGGCAUUCCUGGUGGAGGUCCUCGGGGGCCUGGACUUGAGUGAAUGCGGUGACAGGGUUCUGGAGAUGAUGUCAAGGUACCUGCGGAGCGAGUGCAGGGAGCGGCGUCGCCUGGCGCUCCGAGGCCUUGUGGUGCUCACCAAGGAUCCCUCGAUGGCCAGAAGAAUGUACCCGCUGUCUCAAAGCCUUCUGGAGCUGCUGGGGGAUGCAGAUGGAGAGGUGGUCAGCAUGAGCCUCCGUGUGUUCACAAAUGUCCUCCAGCACACAGACAUCCUGGUAUCCAGCACCACUGCCCCGAAGCUCGCUGAGGCACUCCUCCUGCUCUUUGACCAUGACAGCAGCUAUGUGCGCUUGCUCUCUAUUUUACUCUUUGACAAGAUGAUGAACUUUCUAGUGGAUGAGGGAGAAAAGCCCGUGAAGAAGAUUUUGUGUCAGAGCUUCCUCCCACUUUUCUUGCACUGCCAUGAGGACAACCAGCGCGUGGCAAAUGCUUCUCGGGAAACGCUGCUUGGUGUGGCCGAGUUUUUGAAGAAGAGGAAUCUCAAGAAGCUGCUGAAGAAGGAGCAGCUGUCAAAGUUUGCCGAGUGCCUGCUGGCAGAGGACAGCAGCAGCGCGGCCGAGCACCUGCGCCGGGCCCUGCCCUACCUGCAGAGCCCACAGGAGCCCCUGCGAGAGGCGGCCGUCAGGUUCAUGGGGAUGGCCGGGCGCUACCUGAAGGGACAGCCAGUCGAGCUUCACGUUCUCACUCAGGCCCUUGAAGCCAUGAGCGAAGAUGACAGCCCAUCCUCCACUAACCUGGAAAUUCAGGAAAUUUUUGGAAAGAGAUGUGCAGAACUAAGGUCAUCUGCUGGAUUCACAGAACCACGAUCCCAAGAAGAGUACCAGGAGACAGUGAAGAGAGCACCAGGACUCAACAUCACUGGAGCCCCAGGCACACCUGAUGCUGGCCACAGCUGUGCCUGCUGCAAGCUCCCAUAGCUGCUGCCUUCCCCCUCCCUGUUGACGGCUCCCUCCCCAUUCCCUGUUGAAAGCUCCUUCCCUCCAGCCCUCAGACCCUGCCCAUCCCCUUUUUUUUUCCCCAAUCUCAUCCCUUCCCUUUCCCUUCCAUUAAUAAAGAGUUUGGUUUCUCCCCCUUACCUGCAUCUCUGUGGAGCUGAAGCGGCACAAAUCCCGGGCCCUGGGACACACAGGCCCCUGCUGCUGUUCUCUUCCACGCCGUGUUCUGUGCACACACACACAGAACGAGGGCAGAUCAGGCUGGAAAGGUGCCUGUGCUGAAGGUGCAGUUCCACCACCCUGUGGAGUUGCAGAUCUUGCUGUGCAGCCUGGAGCCCCUGGAAUUUGGAAGAGCCAAGCUGAGUAUGCUCUGAAGGCAGCUGUGAGGGAUUCCAUGGCAAGCUUCCACGGAGGGCAAAGGAGCUUGGAAUGCUGGAAGUUUUCAGGAAUAGCUUCCUGAAGGCUCAGCAGUGCUCCAUCCCCGCACAGGAUCAGGGAGAGGGCAGAACCAGUGACCAUCCAGGCUUAGCAGGGAGCUUUGGGUGUGCCUGAGGGCAAAGGAAGCAGCAGCGCGGUGCCCGAGACUGGGACGCGCGACCCUGCCAGUGCCCGGAGCACUCUCAGGCAGUGCUGGGAUCCCGGCUGUGGUUCUGGUGCCCACAAGUGAGGAAUGGCAGCCCCAGGCUCAGAGCCAGUCAGAAAGCCAAGCAAGUGAGAGCAGAGGGAGGGCACCCUUCCAGUCUCUCUUGGGCAUGGCCACAAAACAGCCCCUGCUGCUUCUUCCUCCGCCUGUGUUUGGGCUGUGCUGGUGGCAGAGGCAGCCAGGCUGUGCUCUGCCUUCCAGAGCCUGUUGGGAGCGGGCAUGGAAAGCGCUGUGUGC
This is a messenger RNA of Taeniopygia guttata (zebra finch), 5283 nucleotides long. NCBI's taxonomy places the organism in Eukaryota, Metazoa, Chordata, Aves, Passeriformes, Estrildidae. The record is from RefSeq and is a predicted model, not a curated record.